Stylophora pistillata is the source of this 3172-nucleotide messenger RNA. RefSeq lists its product as uncharacterized. The record is from RefSeq and is a predicted model, not a curated record. Gene Ontology annotation, molecular function: calcium ion binding. Lineage: Eukaryota; Metazoa; Cnidaria; Anthozoa; Scleractinia; Pocilloporidae.
UAUUAACCAUUAACUGAGUGAGUACUUAACUUCAUUAUUUCAGUAUCGUGUUACUAUUGCUAACAUUACGUCGAUCGCGCUUCCUGUGUUCACUUGAAGAUUACACAAAUCAAGUUUGGCUAAAUUUUAGCUGAAACAACCUAACAAAUUUCUUAUCUGCUGAUAGAUCACUAGAAUAUCUCAGUCAUGGCCCAAGGUUUGAAGGUUUUUGGGACUCACUCAAUCUUGAUUUGAAGUUAUGCGCUACUUCAGGUGGUUGCAUUGUGGUGUCUGGAUCAUAAUAAUUACGUGUGUCGUGUUCUUAAGCAUAGAGACAGACGCAGAGGAGCGACCGAAUGCUUCAUGUAUCAAUAACACAGUAUGCUCUUGUAACGAAGGAUUCAGUGGAAAUGGAAUCAACUGCAGUGAUGUAGACGAGUGUGCGUCAUCAUCUCACCAGUGCAAUAUGUCUGCAAACUGCAUUAAUACUCUUGGUUCCUACAGAUGUAACUGUUCAGCUGGGUUUAUCGCUCAUGACAAUUCUUGUCUUGAUAUCAAUGAGUGUGUGCAAAACUUACAUAGAUGUAAUGCGCAUGCCUCAUGCCUUAACACCGCUGGAUCCUACAAUUGCAGUUGCCACCAAGGAUACGAGGGUGAUGGAUUCAAUUGUAAUAAUAUUGACGCAUGCGCAUUGGAGACUGAUAAGUGUCACUCGAAUGCGACCUGUUUGAAUUAUCAAGGAUCCUUUAAGUGCUCUUGUAAAACAGGAUUUACCGGAAAUGGCUCUAACUGUGAAGAUGUUGACGAGUGCUUGCUGAAUACGGAUGCAGGCUUGACCGGAAAUGAAUCCAACUACACGGAUGUCAACAACAGUCUGACAAAAAUCGAUAGAUGCCACUCCAACGCAACUUGCAUGAACACGCCUGGUUCUUUCCAAUGUACUUGUAGAUCAGGUUAUACAGGUAAUGGUGUUGACUGUACGGAUAUCAACGAAUGUCAACGCGGAGAACAUAAUUGUCAUAUUAAUUCUAUGUGCGUAAACUCAAAUGGUUCGCACAGCUGUAUUUGCUCACCAGGUUAUCAAGGAAACGGCUUGGAUUGUAGUGACAUCAAUGAAUGUACCCAAGACAGUUCUAACUGCGGUGAAAACGCGAACUGUCUGAACACACAAGGGUCUUAUAAAUGUAAAUGCAACGAAGGUUUCUUCGCGUACGGAAAUUCCUGUAAACCCUACGACAACUGUAUGUCAAGCUUGAAUUGUCCCACAAACGCAAAUUGUGCAGAAUUGAACGGAUCCUUCGUGUGCCAGUGUAAAAGUGGAUUCUUUGGAGACGGUUACAAUUGCACAGAUGAAGGCCGAUCUACACUGAAGACAGCGGAAGCAAGGGUCACAAAGGUGCAAGCUCGGCAGCAAGUUAUCAUUGGUUCAGUGUUAGGGGCUGUGGCUUUCAUCAUUGUUGCGGGAUUAAUUGUCCUUUUUGUCAGAUUAAGGUGGAAAAAAGAAAACAAGCCGAUGAUUCGUCAUGCCAGCACGGUCAUGGGCCAUAUUGACGAAAUUAUGAUGGAAGAACAAACCGACAAAGCACUCGAUUGUGUAUCUGUCGGAUCUUCCCGUUUCUCCAUUCCAAGCCUUCACCUUUCAAGUCUAAGCAUAAACAGAAUACACAAAAAAGACGGUCAUUUAUGACGACAUUGGAUAUUCUUUUGUUUGCGGCUGUUUUAAAAACUUCCUGUUCUUCAGUUGUAAUUUAAACGAAGCGAGCAGAAUGGCAAGUAGAUAAAUUUUUCCCUAGUCUAUUCGAGUGGGGUCAUCUAAUACCCUUUGUUGCAGUUCCUAUGCGGUAAACAUGUCUUUCAGUGUCGCGAUUGUGAUGUUUGAAUGAUUCUUUUCUUGGGUAUCAUGUGUAGUCUUAAACGGAAAAGCAAUUCAGUAGUUUCACGACAUCUUUAACAAAAAUCAAUGUUGAUAUUUCUCUUACUGUAGUCUUACGUGAGCAUACCUGAUUACAAUAACGUACGUUGUCACGGAAAAAGGAAAAUUUUUGAACACGAAUGCGAAAGACGAAUUUGUCAUAUGAAUAAAAUUCGUUCAUGAAUCGCAAACUGUUUCAUCUUUUUUAUCCUUGUUGCAUUUAUUGUUGUUUCUGCGAGUUUUUCCUUUUUUCUUCCAUACGCCGAACUAACUUUUUUAGUAAAAAUUAGUUUUAUAAGUGACAAGGAAGGACUCAAUAAUUGACGUACAUUCCACCUUAAUUGCUGCUUACCUUUAAACUUUUGAUUUAUUUAAUUUAUGACAUCUUCAUUGAAAACACGACGUCUUUUUCCGCAGCUAAAUAUAAUAAUACGACAAACAAGGGAACUCCUUGUGACCUUAGUCUCCGCGGAAACAACCUUGGCUCUUCUUGGAAAUGGAAAGGAAACUGAAAAGUUGUUGCAGCUGGGACGCAUUUUACGGGACAUAUAACCGAAGUUGCGAUAUGAAAAAUCCUGGAAAGUUUCGUGAGAGCGCUUGAGUAAAUAAUUCAGUAUAUUUCCUGUCCAAAGGAUAAAUUAUUCAUUACGGGACUUUCCCUCCGAGCAGGAACAUCUCGAAUGCUACACACUUCAUCUCACACCCCUUUCAAAGAGAAUCUUUUCCAAGUUCAAGUUGAAGAGUAGGCGUCCAGCCAAAAGCAUAGGCAUACGAAAAAGCCAAGAAGGUUCGUCAGCGUUUCCUGAGCGCAUCAUCACCAUUCACUUCCAGGUGUCCACGGUGUUUAUGCAAACAGAAUCGAAAUACACCACCUCAAUUUAAGAUUAUAAGUAACUUUCAUUUCAUGAUGCUCGAUCGUGUAAUGACUAUUCAACAGAUAUUAUUUCAUUCUUGAAUAAAGAGGUUUUCGUAUCCAAGGUAAGCCGGUGUUAGAGACCCAUUGUCUCUUUUGUAGUCGAUUCGCUGGGGUUAUUUGUUUGGGGGAUUUGAGCUUAACUGUUGAAAAAAACUCUAGUAAAAGCGAAAGUUUUGACUCUUGGUUUUUUUAUCCCUGUCAAAGCGGCAGAACAUCGCCUGUCAUUGAGCGAAGGGAUUGGAUCGCUGCCUCCUCAGUUCGCUUGCGAUUAGAAACUGUGUUGAGAUAUACUAACGUCAUGACAGAACACUAUGGGUCAGCGGAUUUGAUCAUGAAAACCCUACGCUGUAUUCACAACAUUUAAA